Messenger RNA from Talaromyces stipitatus ATCC 10500, 2559 nucleotides. Its product is annotated as C6 transcription factor (PrnA), putative. Gene Ontology annotation, biological process: regulation of DNA-templated transcription; DNA-templated transcription. Gene Ontology annotation, molecular function: DNA-binding transcription factor activity, RNA polymerase II-specific; zinc ion binding; DNA binding. Lineage: Eukaryota; Fungi; Ascomycota; Eurotiomycetes; Eurotiales; Trichocomaceae. Bases 1 to 2559 code for a protein of 852 amino acids. The record is from RefSeq and is a predicted model, not a curated record. The transcript is spliced from 7 exons.
AUGGAAUUGCCUCCUCCUCAAUACCCGCCUUUAAACAAGGCCAAAAGACCGCGGGUUGCGGAAGAAAAUCGCAAAAGAGCUGUACGAGCAUGCGAUGGAUGUCGCAGAGUAAAGGAGAAAUGCGAAGGGGGAAUGCCCUGUCGCAGAUGUACGCGCUAUCACCGACAAUGUAUAUUCAACGCACCAUCUGAACCAAUAGAAAAGUCAAAUAGACACCGUCAGCGAACAGGAAGUUUCACGCGUGAUGAUGAGACGGAAGCCGAACGUGUGCGCUACAUGGAGCGUAUACUGGCGCAUUAUCUGCCUAAUAUGACCUUCGAUACUCCUUCGCUGCGUAAAGUGGCCGAGGAUCUGAAAAGGGACCAUCGUGAACAGUCAGAAUCCGAGGGCCCGCUAACUCAAGCAGAGGCAGAUGACUUGGAUGACUUGGCUAUCGAUGAAGAGGUUUUUAGUAUUCGAGCGUUUCCUGAUAACACUACUCAGUACUCAGGCGAGUUUUCCUAUCUGAAUUUCUCUAUGAAGAUCCGAAAGAAAAUUGAUGAGUGGAUGCAGUCCAGCGUACCUGGAGAAAGGGAAGAAACGCUUCCGUUUGAAGAAAGAUGGAGGUCUACACAUCUGGAAUCUGGGCCAUCUUCGGUUUCUGCUGCCAUAGCAUGUUUACCUCCUCGUUAUGUCGCAGAGUUCCUCAUAAAUGUGGCCAACAAAUACGCACAGACCAACAAUUUUUACGUGGAAGAAGACUGGCUUCGCGAUAAGCUAGCCAUAUGCUAUAACGACCCAGACAGUCUCACCUCAGUUGAUGCCGCCUCUGUUUGCGCCAUCUUGAUGCUUCUGGCAAUAGGCACCCAAUUCGCGCACAUGGAUUCACCGACGCCGGUCAACAAAAUCAGUCGCGAGGAGUCGUCAGCGGACGAUCACAGAUUCUCGGAAGAUGAAGUCGGGUUAACGUUUUAUCAUUUCGCCUCUAAAUUGCUUCCUGAUAUCAUUGCUACUGCGUCCGUGAGAAGUGUCCAGGCGUGCUUGUUGAUUGGAACUUAUCUAUUGCCACUUGAUACAUCCGGUUUAUCGUACACGUACUUUGGACUAGCAAUCAAAUUGGCAAUCCAAAAUGGAAUGCACCGCAAGUACACUGGCGAGGGCUUAGACUUGCACAUGCAGGAAGUACGGAAUCGUGUCUUCUGGACUGCUUUUACUAUUGAGAAACGAAUCAGUAUUCUGCAUGGUAGGCCAGCUUCGAUUACAGACACGGAUGUUGAUGCGGAUUUGCCUGUGGAUCUACCUAGUCUACACUCUCGCACCACUACCAAUAACCAUACGAACAUGGUGGCGCUCAUCAAGUUGACGUUGAAACUAGGCAAAAUUGCCGAAGAAAUAUCAUCAUUGCGAAAAUUUCAUAAAUGGCAACAACCCAAUCCUUUGGAGAAUCUACUUACACAGCGUCGAGAAUUGAUUGACUGGUGGUCGAGUCUUCCAAAGGAGACAUCAUGCCGUGACCUAAAUCCCACCAGCCCACUAUUCCGCUGCAAUGUGCAUCUCAAACUGGACUAUUGCUUGACCAGAAUCUUUAUGGGCCGUCCAUUUCUUUUCAGCAAUGAACGGAGCGGUAGUCAAAUAUCAUCGCAGAAGACAUCCGUCAGUCGAUCCAAAAUGAGAAGUAUUUUGGUAAGCGACUGCGUUGAAGCAGCACUGGAAAUCAUUGACUUGUGUCGUCUCUUGCGUGACGAGAUAGGCCUCGCACGAGCCUCGUAUACAGAAUUUAGCUCAUGCCGUGCAGCGCUUCUUGUUAUUCUGGCCCAAAGCCUGACAAGGCGAACAGACAGGUUGCGCAAUGCACUGACUCAGGGGAUGGGGCUAAUCAAGAUCAUGUCAAUGGGCAUUGGUUCGGCUAGAUCAGCCGUAAGCGUCAUUGAAGCGCUGGAACGUGCCAUUCGUCGGUUAGAAGAUUGGAGUGAGAUCCAAGGCCCAACAAAAGGGCCCCAAGAUUCACUAGACUCUGGAUAUGAACGUUUCAAGAAUUGGGAGAUGUUAUGGAAAACCGGACCCAUUUCGCCAGCGACUGGCACUUCAGCAUCAAACAGUGAGAAACCUCCACCCGUCCAGAAGAGGAGACGAGAUACAACCGAAAUGGACUUUUACCGUACAUCCAAAACGCCCAUGUUACACCAUACGACAAUACCUAAUACGGCGAAGCCCGUUGACCCCGGAGAUAUGAAUGGCAUGGCGGUCGACGUGUCACCUGGAACCACUACUGAACUGGUCAACAAUAAUCCAGAUGGCAAGAAGUUUACCAAUUUAGAGAAUGCCGAUACCCAGACACCAGACGAAGCAUCAUUAUUUCACCAGCUGGACAUUGCACACUCAGCAAAUUCUGCCGGAUUACCGCCGAUGCCUCAUUUUGGAUUUGAGGGCUUUAUCUCCAAUUUUCCUCAAGAAUUGGACGAGUUUACAGCAAUAUCAUGUUUUGAUAGUGACUUUUUGGCACAAAGUGCAGUCGCAUCAGGAGGAAGUGUGGAUAAUAUUGAUAAUAGUGCAUCUAAUGGGGGCGGUUGGUUACCAUGA